GGGUGGUGUAGAUACUCUGAAAUUGAUUGGAUAUUUUGAAAUGAAAUGAUAUAGUCAGAUCCUCCAUCACAGGUCACUCGGUUCUCAGUGAUUAGUACCAGGCACCGGAUAGCCUGCAGCGAUGGCCGGUCAGUUCCCGGGCAUGGGCGGCGGCGGCAUCAGCCAGAACAACUCGUACAUGAUGCAGCAGCAGCAGCAGCAGCCGGCGGCGCCGCAGCCGGGCGGUGUGGGCGCCUUCACCAGCCAGCCGGGCGAGGGCGGCUCGUUCGGCGGCCAGGUGACCUCGUACUCUGGCUACCCGAGCAGCCAGCCGGGCCUGUCGCAGGCCGCGCCCGGCGGCUACCCCAACCCGCCGGCCUACUCGCAGUCGGGCGGCGGCGGCGGCGCCUACAGCCUGGCCUCGUCGUACAUGAGCAGCUCGUAUGGCGCCCAGUCUCCGGUCUACUCGCAGUCGGUGGCGGCCGCGCGCCCGCAGAUGAGCGUCUCGCCGGCGGGGUUCCCGGGACCGGCCGGUCCGUACCAGCACCACUACCAGCAGGCCGGCUUCCAGCAGCAGCAACAGCAGCCGCAGCCGCAGCAGCAGGGCGGCUUCGCGCCGAUGCAGGGCUUCCCGAGUCCGCAGCCGCAGUUCAGUCAGUCGAUGCAGCAGCAUCAGAUGCAGGCGCAGUUCGCCAUGCAGCAGCAGCAGCAGCAACAGCAACAGCAACAGCAGCAGCAGCAGGGGCAGCAGGCGUACUCAGCUCUGCACCAGCAGCAGGCCAGCCUGCCCACGCAGACCAUGAUGACCUCCGCGGCCGGCGGCUCCAUCUCAAUGAGUCAGCAGCAGGCCGUGGUACCGACCGCCACUCCGACACAGGCGCAGGUGUCGGUCAUGACCUCACAGCAGCAGCAGCAGCAGCAGCAACAAGUACAGCAGCAGCAAACACAGCAACAGCAGCAGCAGCAGCAGCAGCAGCAGCGCGACUACAACGUGGCGACGCUGUGCCGCUACGCGCAGGAGCACCUUCUGGAGCUGGUCAGCCGCUGUCAGGAGCUCUUCAAUGUCCUCAAAAUGCAUCAGCCGCCCAACGGCACGCCGCAGGGGAUGACCAACAGUGCCGACAAGCAGAACAAAAUCAAACAGCUGCUCGAGUACAUCCGCGUCCAGUUUCGGCGACUGCGCGUCUACCACGAGCGCAUCUCAGAGUGCUGCGCCAGCUUCGAGUUCACGCCCGUUGAGGGUCUGAUUCCGUACAAGGACGAGCCGGACAGUAAGCUGGAGGACAAGAAACAGUCGGAGCUGUGCCGCCAGGCCACGGAAGAGUAUAAUGAGAUGAAGGAGCACGUGCAGCUGCGCAGCCGCUACCUGAAGGAAGUAAUUGACCAGCUGCGGAACAUCGUGUGGGACGUCAACACCAUGCUGGCCAUGCGACACCCCACCUAGGACUUCGUCAGGUUCUCCAGCUGAGUGGACUGCCAGACGGUCGCGUUAAUGGGCCACGUUCUCAACGGCAAGUGGAGAGAUCUCCCAUUUAUCAUUCUGGUCCGCUGUGACAAGCCAAUUUCAGCGUGUUUGGGUGGAUAUCCUUUCAAAAGGGGCAUGGUCAUCUGUUACAUUUUGUAUGCCAUGUAUUUGUACAAGUGACUGCAUAUAUGAAUACACAUGUUCAUCGCGUA
Messenger RNA from Amphibalanus amphitrite, 1656 nucleotides. RefSeq names its product mediator of RNA polymerase II transcription subunit 30-like. Gene Ontology annotation, biological process: positive regulation of DNA-templated transcription. Gene Ontology annotation, cellular component: mediator complex. The record is from RefSeq and is a predicted model, not a curated record. NCBI's taxonomy places the organism in Eukaryota, Metazoa, Arthropoda, Thecostraca, Balanomorpha, Balanidae. The transcript is spliced from 6 exons. Bases 122 to 1423 code for a protein of 433 amino acids. Gene Ontology annotation, molecular function: transcription coregulator activity.